ACGCGUGACGUUACUAGUUCAAAGGAGAAAUCAAGCAUGGUGGUGGUGGUAGGAGGAAGCUAACAGCACAACACAAAUGCAACAAAGUUCAAAAAAGAAAAGAACUUUGUUGGUUUUUGGAGGAAAGGAUGACUUCGAAGGACCCUGGCGUUUCUGAGCAUGCGCUAACUGAGUUGAUUUAUCGGCAUUUAAAGGAGAAUGGAUUCAAGAAAGCCGCCAGCGCGCUCAAAAAGCAUGCACCUCAGGUAGAUACUACGGAUGUGAAGGUGUCACUGGAUGAUAUAUUCAAGCAAUGGAUGAGUGAGGAACGGGAAAAGAAGAGUGUUGAGCGAAAAGCUCAGAAGAAAAGUUCAGUGCCUAAACCAGAGUCAGCCAAGAAAUCAGGACGCACCGUCAGCCCUGAGAAGAAGGUGAAAUCCGAGAUUCCAGCUGCAGCCAGACAUCAGAAAAGGAAAAAGACUGAAACCAAGACACACAAGCGUACCAGUACGGUAGAAGGCCAAACAUCAGAACUUAGCUCUAAAACUCCAACAACAGGAGAAGACUCCGACUCAGACUCCAGUCUGGAUGUUGAGAAAUGGAAGAGACUGGCCAUUAAGCUAUCAGAUGCUGACAUUGCAAAGAUGGAUGCUUUUACGAACGUUAGCACAUCUACCGCGAAAUCCAGGAAGAAGCAAAAGCCAGCACAACCUAAAAAAAAACAAGAACAAACAACAGGAAACGGCAAACCUUUACCCAAGAAGACUAGAGCUAAACCCGCCACCAGCCCCACAAAAACUGACAACGUUGGAACUCCUUUAAAGCCAACAGCUUUUAGCAUUUACGAUUUGGACAAAGUUAAAAUGCCAUCUAAUGAAGCCAUCUUUGCUGAAACUGACAUCAAGAGUCCUGAAAUUAAAAUGGCUACCAGUCUUUCAGAUCAGGUUGUGACCCCUAAGACAGGUGUAAGUAAUGGAUUCUCAGAGAGUGACAGAAUUAAGGUUAAACGCAAAAAAAAGCAUAGCAUCUCAGACUCUGAUAACGUCGAAACUCCAAGUAAAAAGGCUGAGACUGAGAAUACAGAUGAUAUCUCAGAACCUAAACCAACUGAUACUCCCUGUAAGAAAAAAACAAAGAAAGAUGUUAAAGUUUCGAAACUUGUCAUUUUAGAAACUCCUUCAUGGGUUACUGAUCCUGAGGAUGCCAUUCAAAAAUUACGAUGUAGUUCAGAUGAACUGUCUGAAUCUAACAGUUCAAAACAAUCUGAAUGCGUUGUACCUUCUAAAACGGAUGAGACUAAAGCUAAGAAGGAUAAAUCUAAAAAGGUUAAACUUGUGGAGUCUGUAGGUGUUGAUACCUCCAUAAAAGUCGUCACUGAGGAUGCCACUGGUUCUCUAGCAUCAGGCCAGUCAGAAAUAAAUCAGGUUUUAGAUUUUAACCCAGCUGAGACUCCCUGUAAGAAAGCGAAAUCUAAGAAAUCUAAGAAAUCCAAAGAACUUCAAGAACCUGGAGAUGUGGCUGUGCCUUCUGGAGAAUGUCAGAUAAAGGAUCAGACUGAGACUCUGUUACCAUCAGUUGAAGAAGAGAAAAAUGUUGUGGGGUCUGAACCGGUUGAGAAACAAUCUAAGAAAGCUAAGAAAAGCUUAUUGGAGACAAAUGAGACUGAAACCCCAUCUACGAAAAUGGAAACCCCAGCCACUACCAGCAUCUUAGAACCUCUCAGUUCAGAGAUGACACCUAAAAAGUCUAAAACCAAGAAAAGGUCAGAAGUCAAUCAGGCUGUUGUGGAUGUCGGGGAAGGUGAGGCCACGAAAAGCAGUUCUUCAAAAUCAGAUCAUACUGUUACCCCAUUAAAAAAGAGUAAAAGAAAGAGAACUGAGAGCUCUGGAGAAAACGUGACUUCUUCAGUAACUGAACAUGUGUCCAAGUCAUCACCUGAAUGUGACAAUUCAGCAGUGGACAAUAGCCUUGUAGCUGCUGGAAACAGUACCGAAAAUCAAGUCCAAGAAAGUGUUUCAGCAGUGGAGGAGGAAGGAGCUCCAGAGCCGAAGAAGAGAAAGAAAAAGAAAAAAGAGAAAAAGAAAAACGAGAGCUGUGAAAAUGUUGAAGAGAUUCCACCAACACCACCAGCAGAGGAGUUUGCAGAAUCCCUGCCAAGCAGUGAGAAGAAAAAAAAGAAGAAAAAAGCUAGAGAUGAGGAAAUACCAUCCAUAUCCACUCCUGAUCCUGAAGAACUCUCCCCAAAAAAGAAAAAGAAAUCUUCAAAGGAGAAGGAGUACGCUGACGUGUCAGAACAGGGACUCAUUUAAAAACAAAGAGCUGAUCCAGCCUGGAUAUAAGAUGGACAUAAAAAAAAAUUAUGUUAAAAUGAAAUCUCGUAAAUGCCAUCUUACAUUUGUUUAUGGUGUCUGUCUGUAACAUGUCUGUUAAUUGUUUGCGGAGAGGACAAGCUUGUCGAGAUUUUAAUUAUUUCAUGUACUUUUUUAUGUUUUAUUUUAAAAUACCGUUUAUUAUGUACAUGUCUUUUUAAUACGUGAGAUGCAGGUCCUGUCAGGUAUCGAUGCUGUUUGUUUAUAGAAGAGUAAUCAUGGAAGUAUUAAAGCAGUCCUUUAAUGAUUCAGAACUAGACUCUUAAAUACAAAUGACCUGUAAUCUCUCUACAUUUUUAUAAAUAUAAGUUUCUACUUGUAAA
This is a messenger RNA of Ictalurus punctatus (channel catfish), 2671 nucleotides long. It is a transcript of the gene llcp, whose product is annotated as treacle ribosome biogenesis factor 1. The transcript has 8 exons. The record is from RefSeq and is a predicted model, not a curated record. The coding region runs from base 129 to 2288 and encodes 719 amino acids. Lineage: Eukaryota; Metazoa; Chordata; Actinopteri; Siluriformes; Ictaluridae. Gene Ontology annotation, molecular function: protein binding.